UUAACACAGACGACAAAUCAAUGAAAUCAUGACCCUCACCUUCGUUGUCUCUCUCUGCGACUCUCUCCAUUCUCUUCUCGUCUCGUACCCCCCAAUACUUGGCAAAAGUAUAAGCUUGCUACUCGCUUGGCUACCCUACACUGCUAGACUACACAUCCACAGUGAGAGAGCGAUGUCAGAUCCAACCAACGACAUGCUUCCACCGCCGUUUUCACCGAACAGCUCUGCCGUCUCCUCCUCCGAUCUCGACACUGAGUCCACAGGCUCCUUCUUCCAUGAUAGAAGCACCACAUUAGGCACUCUCAUGGGCGUCACUUUAACUGCCAUUACUUUCAGAGCGUCCCCUCAGCCACGUGACUCGAACUCGAAUGCUGGCGCCGGCGCUGCUUCGUCGUCCACCGGCACUGAUAGCAACAACAAGAAAAAGAAGAAUAAAAGAGAUCCAGCGGAGCUCCUUCGGCGCCGAAGAUGGUGGAGGCUUUGUAGUGAUGGAGAGGCAAAGCCGGCGUCCCUUGGAGAAUUUCUAGAGGUUGAAAGGAGGUUUGGAGAUGGAGCUUUCUACGGUGAUGCUGCCGUGGAGCUUGCAGGUGUGAUGGUGGCUCAGCCGAGGAAUGGAGUAAAUGGACGUAUGCUGUUUGCCGAUGGGAGAGUUCUGCCUCCGGCCAGUGAGGUUGACGGUGGUACAUCAACGGCUGGGAUUCUUUGUAGAUUUCCGGUAUCACUUACGGGGAUCUGUAGCGGUGGAGUAGGAUAAAUUAAAAUUUUCAAUUUUUUUUUUAAAUUUUUGUUCAAUUUAAUUAUCUUUUUAUUUAUAAAUUGUAUUUAGGCUUUCUUUGAUUGGGUUAAUAAAAUAGGAAAGUAAAAAUUUAAAUUAA
Messenger RNA from Hevea brasiliensis (rubber tree), 875 nucleotides. RefSeq lists its product as uncharacterized. The record is from RefSeq and is a predicted model, not a curated record. Bases 29 to 754 code for a protein of 241 amino acids. NCBI's taxonomy places the organism in Eukaryota, Viridiplantae, Streptophyta, Magnoliopsida, Malpighiales, Euphorbiaceae. The transcript is spliced from 2 exons.